GAGAAACACUUGCUCGCCUUGUGCUUUAUCCAUAUUCCAUCUCUUCUAAGACAACAGAUGAAAUACAGAGCUGGAAUUUGAGUUCCUCCUCACGGAAACACACUCGACAAAAUGCCCCGACGAUUAAGAUGGCUCAUUCCAGCUGUUCGUUUUGCUACCGAAUCGCGACCAUCCUACGCGGAUUCGGACUUGGAGCUGGAGGAGAAACGCCCUGAACAUGCAGAUAUUUAUGACGCGCUAUCACCCAUGGGUCUGAUUGACCCUGGGAGUAGGCGUCUGAGUGAGCACAAGCUUCUAGAGCUGUCUGAUGACAUCCGGGCUCAUCUCCUUGAGGACGCUUCUCUGGGCGACAGUGCAGAAGUCGUCAAGAGAACUCUCCGUGAGCUGGUAAGAGACGAGAGUGGUGCCAUGCCUGUACUGGAUUUUGCUACCAUUCAGAAUGCUCGACUAGAUAAGCUGCUUUCCGAUAUAUUGGCUCUUGGCCAUCAGCAAACAUCGCUUCACCCUCGACCGCGCAUUGAUACCUUGACGGCAGAAAGAUUGCAGAGACUGUGGAUGGCUAGAUUUCGUGAAAAGUAUUUCAACAUUGAUCAAAUCCGGCAUCAAAGCUUAUCCAAGACCGGUAGACUAAAAGAUGUGACGUUCAACAAUGCAGCUACGGACAACUGGGAGUUGUGGCAGGCAGAGAAUUGUAAGACUCUAUCAGGGCUUGAAUCAAAUCUUCAGUUCAAACCAGGACAAUACAUAAUUCGACAAUACGGCCACAAGCAAAACCUGCAGAAUCGACUGCAUCGCAUCAUUGUGACGUUGGAGAGAGUUGCGGGCCAGCCAAGCAUGACCAAUCUCGCCAAGGUCCCUCGUCCAUCACAGAUGGAUGACUGGGUGCUGUUUGAGAAAUUUGAAGGCGAAACGAUCCGACAGAACCAUGGAGAGCAAAGCUUUCUGGAUUGGAAAAUGAUGAAGGCACAGGAAAGGAUGGAGCGGCGGCAAUGGAGACGCGCACUCGAGGUUGGAGCUGCUUUGACCAUGGCUCGGCGUGCCAGGUACAGCUACGGAAUGCGGGACUUGGGGAUAAAGGAGAAGACCUAGAUCAGUAUCUCUGGACUGUUGCAAUACGACGUAUCUCUUCUCAAACGAGAGAACCUAUUUUGUGCAUCGCUGGCAAUUGUGACCUUUUUUU
Messenger RNA from Trichoderma asperellum CBS 433.97, 1180 nucleotides. The record is from RefSeq and is a predicted model, not a curated record. NCBI's taxonomy places the organism in Eukaryota, Fungi, Ascomycota, Sordariomycetes, Hypocreales, Hypocreaceae.